AGCGCCGGCUGGUAGUUCAGUUGCCACUGCGACGUGGUGCGAUACGGACGGACCUAACCGCAGUCUACCAGAUGUGACAACUGAACAGCUUCAUCAGUAACUAUCGCGAACACCAUGGUGACGGCAUACCUGAGGCUCGAUGUGAACACAUAGCAGUUAUAUGUGCUGUGGAAUAACAUUACAACGAAGAUAUACUACCAAAAUUUUCAUCGGCAAUUUACUUUGCGUAUUUUAUAGUGUGGAAUUUGUUAAAAAUGAUUCUCAAAAGAGAAUUUGGCCAUCUAGUAAUAUUCACAGCUGUACUGCUUCAGCUAGCAUCAGCUGUAACAGCACUCAGAUGUUAUCGGUGCUUUAUCCACCCACAAUCACCCAAAAGUAAUGAGACUACUCAAUUAUGCUCGCAUUUUGAUGGCUCAUCUCUCUACGAAACCGACUGCAAGUACUCGACUUUCUGCAUGAAGAGGACAUUUGAACUGCCUCUGCAGAAAGGAAAAGUUGUACGAGGAGUUCUUCGUGACUGUGCUCCACAGCAAAACAACUACCAGUCAUAUGAUGGAACACAGUGGAAAAUGAAGACUGUAAUUGAAGAAACAAUUUAUGUUGAAGGGUGUCAUCCUAGUGAACCACAGGGGGUCAAGACACCAUCAACUGAGUACUGUUACUGCAGUGGAAAUCUGUGCAAUGGCGCCAAGCCUUCCCGAGAAACUUCCCACCACCACACAGAUGCCAUGGCUGUUAUAUUUGUCUUUAAUGCUAUGAAAUAUAUACGCAGCCUAAGGUAGUUACAAUAUUCUAUGUAAAUUUGGUUAAUGAUGUGAAAUUCAGGUCAAGCAAGAGGGAAUACAAGUGCUACAAAACCUGCUCAUAGCAGCCAAACAAACAUGAGAGUGGUACAGUAAAUUUUACAGUAAAUUACUCAAUAUAUAUGUGUGUGUUGUAUUCUGAGAUAAGAUAACCAAGAAAAGAAACACACAUACUGACAAAUAUCACAGUGCUGGUAUUGUUACUACCACUUUAAAAUUUUCGUGUAAAGCAUAACACAGUAGCUGCAAAUUUGGGUGGUUAUAUCAGAAUACACACAGUUAAGUACAGUUUAUUUAAGGAUUACUAACAAGUGAACUCUGAUAUUAUAAUUUGGUGAAAUGUUAGAUCAGAAAUGGGGCCUCAUAUAAAGACAGGAAUUUUUUCCACCUCUUUAAAAACAGACCACAUAACUAAUUGUUCUUUGAACAAAAGACAAAAAGUGAAUAAGCAACAAAAAUGUACUUCAACACAAAGUUGGACAUACAAAAAUUGUAAAUCUGUUUCAUAUGAUUUAUUACAAGUGUCUUUAAUUUAAACAAGGUUCCUGUAAACAAUGCACAUUCCCUUUCUGCUAUUCUGAAUUAGGAAAUUCCAGCAAAAGCAGGUAUAAAUACUUGCUCCAUAUUUUUUUACAUUCCUGCAAAUUAAGUGCAUUAUGAUCUAUAUUUACAUAUGGACCUAUUUUUAAAAUCGUGAAUUUGUAGGGCAUAAAAACUUCAGGUUAUAGAAAUAUUAUCAACUGAUGAAGAAAUUCAAAGACAGCCAACACAUACAAGGUCUGACAAUUAAAUAAGACUGGUUCUGAAUAUAGUCACUGACCCUUAGUUACAGUUAUUUUCCAAAUAUUUAUUGUCUUACUUUACACACGUAUUCUAGCACCUCAGCCAUGCCUUGAAAAAUCAGUGGAAACAAUUUUCCAUAAGAACUUUGAGUACUGUCUUCAUACUGUUCUGAUUUGUUAACUGGUGUGAUGGUACUAUAGUAUUUACUUUUUAGUCAGAAAUUGCUUCACUGAAAGUAGUGUGUUGAAAAGUACAUUGAAAUAAUGUCAAAUCCACCUACUUAACAAAAGAUUUGAUGUUUCUUUAUGAAUGUGUUACAACAUACACUCAAAAAUUUGAAAAGUAUAAUGUCUGGCUGACUGUUCUGGAGAACAUCUGUAGUCAUAAUAUGCUGACCCACUCAGACAUUAGAACUGAAGGCUCCUCCCAUUAAGUUGGGACACAGUCAAUCAGCAUACUAGUGGAACCAACAAAAAGCCUACAAAUAUUAAAAAUAAAAUUUCCAAAUUACAGCAGAUGCUGGAAAUGCUUUCUGUUCUUACACUCAAAUGCUUAAAGCCAACAUAAGAAGUCUACAUCAACACAAAAACUUCUUCCAAAUCAUAAUGAACUUAAAAUCUGAAUCCCUGGUCUCCUGUGCAAGGUAUCUGAGAGACUUUUGAAAAGAACAUGGAAGCCUAGCAUCACUUUCAUCUGAUUUCUCUUCAAAGAACACUCAUUUUGGCUCUCCUCCAGUAAUGGCACCAUCUGUUUUAUUUCUGACUGUUUGGAUAGUUCUUCUAUAAUUACGACAGGAGGAUAUUCUCCUUACUUUUCUUAAAGAACCAUUUUUUAUUGUGUAUACUGUACAUGAAUACUCAUUAUUCCAUAGUGUAUCUCAUAUAUGGCACACAAGAAAUACUGUAACAUGAAUGAAUAAAUGACUGCUUAUCAUAAAGGUACAGUUAAGUACAUCAGCUGGAAUUUCAAAGCAAAAUGGCUCUUGUGAUAUGGGUUACCUGGCAUAUAACAAAUGAGCUCACUUUAAGAAGAAAGUCGUCUUCUGGGUUUAGGCGCCGCGUAUUCUUUGUUUUGGCCAAAACGAAGAAUACACGGCGCCUAAACCCAGAAGACGACUUUCUUCAUAGUCAUCGCCGUGAAAACCUCAAAACUUACAGAGCUCACUUUAUGUUAGCAUGACAGAUGUUCAGUGAUCUUUUGGUCGAAGUGAAGAGAUGCUGAAUGAAAUAAAUGUUAGACUUGAACAUUCUCUGACAGCCAGAUGGCAUUUCCAUCUACUACUGUAAUCUGUGUAAAUUUUAACUGUAAUGGGUUUAAGGUGUAGAUCUGUGAGUUCUGCUUGCAGUCUGAAUCUUUAUGGUCCAGCUUGAUGUGAACAGCAUCCACCUGAGUAGGUCAACAAUCUCCCUCCCUUAUAUUACAGGCUACCUAGAAUUGUCUUGGGCUGCACAAAUAUUUCAAACGAUACUUAUGUAAGAAGAAAACUGGAUCUUUAUUAUUACUAUUGGUCAUAUACAGAUAUUUUAGUUAUUUUUCAUAAAAUAAUAAUUUAAAAUAAAUUCAUAAUUAAAUUAAUCUUACAUGCAAACUCAUGAAUCUCUAGAUGUUUAGUCACAAUGACUCACAGAAA
Molecule: messenger RNA, 3216 nt
Organism: Cryptotermes secundus
Lineage: Eukaryota; Metazoa; Arthropoda; Insecta; Blattodea; Kalotermitidae
Exons: 3
Coding region: 255-782 (175 amino acids)
Biological process (GO): regulation of synaptic transmission, cholinergic; positive regulation of voltage-gated potassium channel activity; sleep
Source: RefSeq, a predicted model, not a curated record